Molecule: messenger RNA, 1071 nt
Organism: Saccostrea cuccullata (small rock oyster)
Lineage: Eukaryota; Metazoa; Mollusca; Bivalvia; Ostreida; Ostreidae
Exons: 1
Coding region: 1-1071 (356 amino acids)
Source: RefSeq, a predicted model, not a curated record
AUGUGUCUACCAAUGGGUUGUUCAAUUAGUUGUGCUUUAUGGGGAAAGUUUGCACAUUUUAUUCAGUGGGUAGUAGAAGAAAAAACUGGAGUUCACACUCUGAACCAUUACCUAGAUGACUUCAUAUUUGCUGGGUACACGUUAGAAACAUGUAACCUGUUAAUGUUAUCAUUCAAAAAUACCUGCUCUGCUUUUGGCAUCCCUCUUGCAGAAGAGAAAACAGAGGGCCCAAAAUCGGUACUUACAUUCCUGGGUAUAGAAAUCGAUACAGAUAAGAUGGUUAUUCGAAUUCCUGAAGAAAAGAUUAUCGACCUGGAGAAAUUACUGCUUGAUAUGUUACAAAAAACAAAAGUUACGCUUAGAGAAUUACAAUCUUUGGUAGGUUCUCUGAAUUGUUGUGCUAAAGCUAUUCCAUCUGCUAGGGCCUUUAAUAGAAAAUUUUGUGAUGCUAUGUGUGGAAUAAAAUACCCAAGUCAUUUUAUUAGAGUAACAAAGGGAAUGACAUCUGACCUUCUUGUGUGGUUAGAUUUCAUACGCAGGUUUAAUGGCAGUUUAAAUUUCAUGGCUGUUAAUUGGUUGUCUAAUGAUCAACUUCAUCUCUACAAUGAUAGUACAGGCAAUCAACAUUUAGGUUGCGGCGUUUACCUUCAUGGGCAAUGGGCAUAUUUUGGUUGGCCAGAUAGCUGGAAGAAUCCAGACAUUAUGUUAGACAUAACAUUUUUAGAGUUAGUGCCAAUUGUCCUUGCAAUUUUCUUAUUUAAUAAUGAAUUUCUAGACAAAAAAAUAAUGCUGCAUACUGAUAACAAAGCUUUAGUUUCCAUUUUAAACAAAAAAUCAUCAAAAUCUCCUCGAGUUAUGGAAUUGGUUCGGCCAUUGGUUUUACAUUCCAUGGUAAACAAUUUUUACUUUAAAGCUUGUCAUAUAGAUGGUUAUGAUAAUGCUAUAGCGGAUUCUAUUUCUCGCAAACAGUUGACCAGGUUUCGAGUUCUUGCCCCCACCUCCAAUCAAGAUCCGACACCUAUUCCAGAAGAUUUUGUAAAACUGAUCUUGGAACUGAAAUUAAACGCUUGA